Populus euphratica (Euphrates poplar) is the source of this 796-nucleotide messenger RNA. Its product is annotated as indole-3-acetic acid-induced protein ARG7-like. The transcript has a single exon. Bases 59 to 355 code for a protein of 98 amino acids. NCBI's taxonomy places the organism in Eukaryota, Viridiplantae, Streptophyta, Magnoliopsida, Malpighiales, Salicaceae. Gene Ontology annotation, biological process: response to auxin. The record is from RefSeq and is a predicted model, not a curated record.
AUACUGAUCUACUACUCCCUUCAACCUGAGAAUUUUUGUUCUACAAUCAAGAAAGACAAUGGCUAUUCGUUUGCCUGGUCUGGCUAAACAAAGUCUCCGUAGGUCUUUCUCGACAGCAAAUAAAGCUUCAUCAAAGUAUUUGGAUGUGCCGAAAGGUUUCCUAGCUGUUUAUGUGGGAGAAACCGAGAAGAAGAGAUUUGUGGUUCCAGUUUCCUAUUUGAACCAGCCUUCAUUUCAAGAUUUGCUAAGUAAGGCUGAGGAGGAAUUCGGCUUUGAUCAUCCAAUGGGUGGUUUAACCAUUCCUUGUGCCGAAGAGACUUUCCUUCAUGUCACCUCUAGCUUGACUAGAUUCUAACUUACAAGAGAGGCUGUUAAUCUAAUAAUUAGAGAAAAACAAUUUUUGUUGUGCAGGGUUUUCCAAUUCUAUGUAAAUGUUUUUUUGGCUAAAUGUUCUGCCUCCAAUUAGAUGCCACAGCAUGUCCUUCCCCUCAUUGAUUCCAGCAACAAUGGCAUAAUGGGUCUAACCUUACCAGGCUCCAUUUCUGGGAUGGCUGGGCUCUAUGGGCUCCAUAUAUAGAUGGGUUCGGAAAACAAGGUUUGACGUCUGUACUAGUGCGCAGGUUCCUGGGGCCCAUGGAUCGGGUACUCUCGCUGCCAAGGAUACACAAAUUCCAGCCCAAUGUGAAACUUCCCGUUCAUUUGAGUCUAAUUACAAUUUCAUUUCCAUUUAUGUAAUUUAGCAAAAUCAGAAUCCAUGACUAAAUAUUGUUAAUUACAGAAAUUAAAUCUUCCUCUU